UUUACCCAAGGUGUCACACAGUGGGAUUGAACCCAGAACUAUGUAGUUGGGAAGCAAGCUUCUUACCACAGCUAUGCCUGUGUCUAUAAUUUAAAAAUACUAGAAAACCUGAGAUGGUCAUUGCUGAGAUUUAUCCAGCAUUGCUGAGAUUUAAGAAACAGAAAAUAAUGGUCUCUCAAGAUGGUUCAGAAGACAAUUCACAUCAGUUCAAGAUUUUGUUGGCUUCUGACAUUCACCUGGGAUAUAUGGAAAAUGAUUCUGUUCGAGGCAAUGAUUCCCUUGUAACAUUUGAAGAGAUCCUUGAAAAAGCAAAGCAAAAUGAUGUUGAUUUCAUACUUUUUGGAGGAGAUUUGUUUCAUGAAAACAAACCAUCUCGUUCAAUCCUACAUGGCUGCCUGGCACUGUUACGCAAAUAUUGCAUGGGAGACAAACCAAUACAAUUUGAGUUUGUUAGUGACCAAUCUGUGAAUUUUGAACACUGCACUUUCCCAUCAUUGAACUAUGAUGACCCAAAUCUCAAUAUUUCCUACCCAAUAUUUUCCAUCCAUGGUAACCAUGAUGACCCUACAGGUCAAGGAAACCUUUGUUCUCUUGAUCUGUUUCACACCAUUGGGCUUAUUAACUACUUUGGCAAAUGUACAUCUCUUGAUAAAAUAGUUUUGUCCCCAUUACUCUUGCAGAAAGGAAGAACAAAGUUAGCCUUAUUUGGACUUGGAUCAAUUCAAGAUGAGCGUUUACAUCGCAUGUUUCUCAAGAAAAACGUCUCCAUGCUACGACCCAGAGAAGACAAAGAAGACUGGUUUAAUGUAUGUGUGCUCCACCAGAAUCGUGCCAAGCAUUCAGCCACUAAAUAUAUCCCUGAACAGUUUCUAGAUGAUUUUAUUGAUCUUGUUGUGUGGGGCCAUGAACAUGAAUGCCGAAUAGACCCUGAAUGGAAUAAUGUACAGAACUUUUAUGUAUGUCAACCUGGCAGCUCUAUAGCAACAUCACUGAGUCCAGCUGAAGCUGUACAAAAACAUGUUGCUCUUCUUUAUAUUGAUGGUAAAAAUUUUAAGAUAAGUAAACUUCCUUUAGAAACAGUGAGGCAGUUUUAUACUGAAGAUAUUGUUCUAAUGGAAACAAAUCUGAAACCAGAUGAUCUGAAAAUCUCAAAGAAAAUGGAAGACUUUUGUGCUGAGAAAGUUGAUAGUUAUGUCCGUCUUGCUGAAUCCUCACACACAGGACAUGCUAAACAACCAAAGAAACCUCUUAUUCGUCUACGUGUUGAUUACAGUGGAGGUUAUGAACCAUUUUCUUCAUUUCGGUUUGGCCAGAGAUUUGUUGAUAAAGUUGCUAAUCUAAAAGACAUUGUCACUUUCCACCGAAAGAAAGAGAUUGAGAUGAAUAAAACAGACAUCAGUGUUGCUGACAGCAAGGUAUUAACCAACUUCAAAACUGAGAGUUUAGAUGCAGCUCGUGUUGAAGACAUUGUGAAGAAGCAUUUUCAAAAUGCAGAGCCGAAAAAGAAGCUGCAGAUUCUUACAGAGAAAGGCCUAGGUUAUGCUGUGAAUGAAUUUGUUGAGAAGGAGGAAAAAGAAGCAAUAGCUGACAUUGUUAAAUAUCAGUUAUCAGAAACACAGAAAUAUCUGAACCAGAAACAACUGACAUCUGAGGAGAAUAUCUACUCAAUUGUACAACAUUACAAAGAAGAACGAGCUAAAAAGAAUGAGAGCAAUGAUGACUUGAGUGAAGCAUUGAAAGAAUCCCAGUCCAGAACUUUCAGUACUGCAAAAUCUUCAAAUGUUCAGCAUGAUAAAGAUGGUAAUGAAAGCUGCAGCAGCAAUGAGUCCCUUGUGCUUGAUGAUGAUUCAGAUGACUUUGGAGUUACAAAUGACAAUGCAGUACCUAGUAAGUCCAAGCGUGGCCGUGGAAGAGGUGGGAAAGAAACAACCACUUCACGUGGUCGAAGUCGUGGAAGAGGGUCCCGAGGUUCAAGGAGUAAAGCUCAGGUAGUUACUGAAAGCAGACCAUCUUCACUCUUGUCUAGUUAUUUUACUCAGAAGUCAAAACGGAAACUAUCUGAGUCAGAGUAA
Octopus sinensis (East Asian common octopus) is the source of this 2072-nucleotide messenger RNA. Its product is annotated as double-strand break repair protein MRE11. The transcript is spliced from 7 exons. Gene Ontology annotation, molecular function: DNA endonuclease activity; manganese ion binding; 3'-5'-DNA exonuclease activity. The record is from RefSeq and is a predicted model, not a curated record. NCBI's taxonomy places the organism in Eukaryota, Metazoa, Mollusca, Cephalopoda, Octopoda, Octopodidae. Gene Ontology annotation, cellular component: Mre11 complex; nucleus. The coding region runs from base 114 to 2072 and encodes 652 amino acids. Gene Ontology annotation, biological process: telomere maintenance; double-strand break repair via homologous recombination; mitotic intra-S DNA damage checkpoint signaling.